Tigriopus californicus is the source of this 3622-nucleotide messenger RNA. Its product is annotated as microfibril-associated glycoprotein 4-like. The record is from RefSeq and is a predicted model, not a curated record. Bases 2346 to 3530 code for a protein of 394 amino acids. NCBI's taxonomy places the organism in Eukaryota, Metazoa, Arthropoda, Copepoda, Harpacticoida, Harpacticidae. The transcript has 13 exons.
CAUUUUAUGUGUUAUGCAUUCAUAUUCGCUAUCAAAUUUACCAGUGUGUGUGUGUGUGUUCUCUGGUAAGGAGGUCUGCAAAUCACCGUGUAGAAACGGAAGCAAGUGGCAAGUACCACAUACCAAAUCGACGAGGAGGAGGAAGAGCAUGAAGGAGGAAUAGAAGAGGACGUGGUUGCUCGCACAUGUGAAAAGAGGAUUGGGCUAAUGGUUAAGGGAGCCUCUGACUUGAAAGACGGAGACCAGUCGGGCUCAACCGAGAAUCAAAGAAGUUUUUCCCCUUGGUCGAAUUGCCAUUCACAUUCGCCGUCGGAACCUGUCAUUCAAAAUGUCCAUUUGCAAUUUGAAAUACCUGGGCUCCGACUAUUCUCUCUCGAUCCUGUUCCUGAACGCGGGUGAAGUCUGAAACACCUGAUCUGAAGGUCCUGGAAACCUGCUAUACAGUACACAUCGAAACGUACUGAGGAGCACCCAGAGCGCACUUUAAAAAUCUGGUGGUCCAAGCCAUUGGUCCAAAGUGUUCCACUGUUAGUGUGUGAUUAGGACGUGGUGUUCUGUGAUCGAUACAUGAUAAAUGAGAGGUCCCAGAUCGGCGGCUUUCCAACGGUGACCAUGAGGAAGGCUGGUACCAUCCUGUUAUUUGAGAGCAAGAAGAGAUGAAGAAGUACUGAAGUGACGGAGCAUCGGGUUAUUGACAUUUGGAAUUCGCCAACCUUCACCUUCUUAAAGUUCAUCAAGGCCCAGUGCAUUCAAGAUGUUCCAAAGGCAAACACGUUUGAAAGCAGUUUGGAUCUCGGUAUUUCUGUCCCGUUUGAUAAUUUUUGGAAACACCGAGGAGCAUUCAGAUGCGUUACAAUGCUCGAAUGGAAAAGGAUUCUCCGGGAUUUCAAUUGGAAUCCCUUCUGCAUUGGAAUGGAAACCUCAGGCCCCGAUUCGAUUCUGUGUCCUAUGCAAGUCUUCAAACUCAGCAGAAAGUGAAGACUUCACUCAAGAGCUGUGCUCCAACUUUGGCGAUUCCGAUCGAACGUUGGUUCAAAAAUUCGAUUGUGGCUUGGGCCGUGAAUUUCUCCAUGGUUUCACGAAGACGAACGACUCUUUGAAUCUGAUGCUGGCUUGCUCUAAAGUUAGCGAGGCCAACGUCACAUUGUUAACCUAUGAGUCUGGAUUUCCUGUCGGACAGCAGAGGAACCGAUUAGCUCGAACCAAUUGGGAACAGAUGCCCUUGGAUGUGACUUGCAGGAAUAAGAAUGAGAUCAUUUGUGGACUCGAUAUUUCCAAAUCAGAGUCAAGCGUGUUUCCGAUUGUGAAUCCCCAUUGUUGCGAUGUAUCAUUGUCGAAUUCGGUGACUUUCGUCCCCUCUGACUCGUCUAUGGGUCCAUCUACCGCAGCUCAAGUUUGGACUGCCAUUCUAGCGUUGUUGGUGAUUAUUUUGGCCAUCAUCGUCAUCGUUCUCGUCAUUCAACUCUGCUGCUAUCCCAUUUGUCCCAAAGAGUGCUUUGGGAACAACCCUGACGACUAUCUCCCACAAAGUUAUCCCAGGCAUUCUUUGGUCAUUGGUUCCAAUAAAACCCCUUCAGCCACAACAAACGGCGAAACCCGGGCGCAAUUUGCCCGAUCAACCACUACCAUAAUCUCCAAUAAUGGGAAUGGAUCAUCAAUUCCAGCCAAGAACGCAAUUCGUCCCUCGACUUCAUCAGUGCGACCCAAAAGUAACGUGGGUCCCAUCAGUUAACUGGACAGCCCAGUCUUCUCUUAAAAGAGAUACUAUUUGUGCUCAUAAUUAAUCAGCUGGAUCUUCGAAUAUACUUGCAAUAAAACGACAGAACAUCCUGCAAUGUUUCAGUUGAGCAAUUUAGUUAUUCGCGGAUUUGUAAACUUGAUAGCUGCAUCAUGGUCAUCCACUUCACAAUUCAAGGUCUUAAUUGAAGCAAGAGAUGAAUAGCAGGCACGAUAUGUAGAUUUUAUUCGUAAUUUAUCGCUUUGAAGUGUUAAAAACUAACGAGGUCACUUGAAUUUUUGAAUAAACGUUGGUCAAAUUGCUUUAUAGUUGACCUAAUCAUUGCUGACUGAAGACUAACAUUUAGUAUCUGCCCAUUAUUUACACUUGAUGAGGAUCUGAGUGAAACAAAAAAGAGAUUGACCCAGACAUCCAUGAGGAGCCCGGAAGAGAAACUUACUCUACUGGGUUUUCAAUGUCAACAAAUGCGUCAAUUGGCAACCACGCGAAAAGAGCUUCUUGGACAACCCCUUUAAAUAGGGCCUGGAUGCAAAAAUGAGGCAUCAAUGUGAAACGAGUGUUGCUUCGCUCAAGAGCUCAACACAAGCGACCUAAGAAACGCUUCAAAAUGAAGAGAAUACUCCUUGGCGUGAUUGGCUCCUUAUUGGCACUUUUAUCUCUCUCAAAGGCUCAGGACAUGGCGGUUUAUGAGUGUGUGGAGAAGGUGGUGAUGAGCGAAGAAAUCGUGUUUGACGAGGAAGUGAAUUGUCGACAUAUCUACCAUGAAGAGUGUAUGAACAGCUAUGUGACCAAAUUCAAAAGCCAUCAGCGAAAUGAAUGUAGCGAUCAGUACAAAAAGAAAUGUAUGAUAGUCUACGAUCCAGUGCCUAUCAAAAUUCCUUACCAGUUCUGUCCUAAAAAGGAUUUCUGCCGUAAUCUCACCCGUCUGACUGUGAAAGAGGUUCCCAGGGAGAUGUGUUCCAUGUCUCUUGGUAAAAAGUGUGAGGAGAAGCCAAUGCUCUUGCCCACCAUUGAAGCUGAGGAGAAGUGUCUCGAGGUGCCCAAAGAGGUGUGUGCCAUCGUUCAAUCCAACCCUCGGCCUGUGCAAAAACCAGUCAUCAAAACUUGGUGUCCCAGUCUCGAUUCCAAUGAUAUUCGGGAUUGUGGAGACGUCCUCACUGUUGUGGGAAGUGUUAUGUAUCAAACUGGAAUCCACGAAUUCCCAAUUGGACCCCCCGAAAGCAAUCGAACCAUUCGCAUGGAUUGUGACGAAGAUGGAUGGUCCGUGAUUCAGUCCAGGGGGCAGUUUGGAAAUCGUGAAAAUUAUUUUGCGCGACCUUGGUUGGCAUUUGUCAAUGGAUUCGGAGUUCCAGGCAUGGAAUUUUGGCUUGGACUGGAAAACAUGCAUUUAAUCACCAAUUCAAAGAACUAUUCUCUGAAGAUCACUUUGGAGGAUACCGAUGGAAUCGUGGACCAUGCCAUCUAUACCGAAUUCAAGAUUUCUGAAAAGGACCGAUAUGCCCUCUACGUUAAUGGAUACACUGGAGGAUUGGGUGGCGAUUCGUUUUCGUACCAUUCUGGAUUCUCAUUCAGCGCCGUGGAUCGAGAUACCGAUGCUUGGCCGGAGGGAAAUUGUGCCCUACGAUUCAGGGGAGCUUGGUGGCACGGUGCUUGUCAUCAUGGGAACCUGAAUUCGUUUAACAAGAACACUAACGACACCGGCAGCUUCGCUGAUUCCAUUGUUUGGAGGGAUUUCCGAGGCUACCGGCACAGUUUGAGAUCGGCCAAGAUGGCCAUUAAGGUCUUGAAUUAGAAUCGAUUGUUGUAUGCAGCAAUAUUUGCUUCAUUUAAUAUUUAUCGAAGUUUUGCCAUGCAAUGAAUAAAGGAGACUCAAUCGCUCUUAGA